This is a messenger RNA of Symbiodinium sp. CCMP2456, 1335 nucleotides long. NCBI's taxonomy places the organism in Eukaryota, Dinophyceae, Suessiales, Symbiodiniaceae. The record is from the annotation of a GenBank genome assembly.
AUGGGGCAUAGCGCCAGCUACUGCCACGAAGAAGCCUGCAGCUGCGCAGGACCCGCAGGAAAGGCCCCGAAGGAAAUCGUGGAGGCGACGCCCACAUGCGACGAUCCGGACGGCCAGAGGCGGCCCGUCUCCGAGCCUGUGGAGGAUGGGCAGCUGGACUUGAUCGCAGAAGAUGUCGGCAGAAUGGCAUCUCUGCAGGUGGACGAUGAAUCGAAACAUCUGCUCCGUGCUAUUCCUCUAGCGACGGCGCUUCGCCGACCCAACCUCUGGCGCACCUCGCCCGUGGAUUUGGACCCGGCCUCUCGCGAGAGGCUAUGGGAAAUGUCUACCCAAGUGUCCUCCUUCGACGUGUUCAUCUCCCACACUUGGCAGACGUCUGGACUUCGGAAGUAUCUGUCCCUUCUGCUGCAGUCUGGCUGGAAGGUGGCUACUCUUUCUGGCGUUGCCGCCGUGGCUGUGGUUUUCAUCCUCGGCGCCACGUCGGUUCUCCCAUUGCCUUUCCAGUGCAUCUUCGAGAUCGCAGCAUACCGACGUGCGAACCCCCAGGGCCGGAUUGUCAUGGCACCCAUCUUCGUUGAGACCGUGGUAUUCUGCAUGUGGGCGUGCAUGAUGAUUUGCGCAGCGUGGAUUUGGAUGUCUGCAGGUUUCAUCUUGGGCGAGGGCGGCUUCUUUGUCCUUCUGGCUCUCGUGGUGGUUCUGACGCCCGUGUGCGUGGCGAUACACCUUCUGCGCCGCACGCUCAACAGCAAGCAUGUGCUCCUGGAAGGCCUUUCCACUUUCGAUCUGCAGCACGCUCACUGUCGACUAGAGCACGACCGUCUCUUCGUGCACAGGGCGAUCGACGACUGGUACGGUAGUGCUGAUGCAUUCACCGAGCACGUGCGAGGGCCCCUGAAAGAGGAGUUGCUAAAGUCUUCUUCAAACUUUAUGGUUCCAAUCUACUACUAUGCUCUUAUCAUGAUGCCGUUUGUGGGCGAGAGCCUGGAUGAGGUGCUAGCGUUUUACAUGGGAGGUGCUUCUUGGAGGAACAUCCUUGCCCAUCUACUGGCUCACACCGUCGGACUCUGCGUGUGGUACACCAUGGCGCUAGAGCUCUGCAUCUUCAUGAGCUACCGCUGGGCGGCACCUUGCAAGCAAGUUGCCUGGAACAUCGGGCAAACCUUCGCCAUCUUCUUACUGCCAGCUCUUGUGAUUGGCUUUGGUUCAACUGCUUGCCGUGCUGCAUUCCGCAGAGGCUUCGCUCAAAGCGUAGUCUUUUCCCUAUUUGCGGUGUUUGUAUCCACCUUCGUUGUGCGUCGUCUUCGCCGUCAGUUGCAGCUAUGCAAUUGCUGUUAA